AUGCUUCUGAAGUCAGGACUGCUCUUCACUUUGUUUCUGCUUAGCCUCCAAGCCAGUCAAAUUGAAGCUCUCCAUGACCAGAGUUUGACUGGACUCAGAGAUGUUAAGUACAGACACUUCCUGGGAGCCCACACGCUUAUCAAAGAUGCCGCCAGUGUCCAAACAGCACAGGGGAGACAUCGGACAAAGAGGUCAGAGCUCUUCUCCACUGGGGUGAAGGUCUGUCCACAGGAGACAAUGAAGGCUGUCAUUACCAGCCAUCGGGCCUAUUACAAACUCAGAGUUUGUCAGGAGGCGAUUUGGGAGGCGUUUCGUAUCUUCCUGGACAGGGUUCCCAACUCAGACGAGUACAGGUCCUGGGUCUACACCUGCCAGCAUGAAAACCUCUGUAUGGAUGACUUGGCUCUCAACUUCAGCAGCUCUCAGGAGCACCUGGAUAUGGUGGCCAGGAGAGUAGCUGAGCAGAGUGAAAGUGAAGGUGCUGAGGUGGGAACCCCAGAGCCAGAUAUAAAAUGCACUUGGACUCCUCCAAUAAUCCUACUUCCAACUGAAGCGGGGAAUGAGGAUCCAAACAUGAUACCAGAGAACUACGAGGAACACAUUGUUAAGUUCAGUGUUACCAUAGUGGACCAUGGCUAUAGUGAAGCUCUCAGUGAUCCUGAUGCUGCAGACUACCAUGCCAUCACACAAGACCUCGAGGACAAGAUGCUUGAUGUUUUCAAAAAGGUUCCAGGAUUUAAAGAAGUUCGCGUCCUGGGAUUUCGAUCAGAGGAUGUGUCUGUGCGUUACGCUGUGGUUUUUAACGGAGACACAGAGCUUGGCGAGGAGGCUGAGGGUAUCCUAGAAUCAGGCAUGGAGACAUCUGGAGAUGUAAAUGGACCCAAACUGAAGUACAUCGUAGCAAAGGCCUUGACGCAGGAAACAUCAUUUCCAUUGGAUAUCCAAACCCUCAGCUUUGAGGCUGUGACCACAAUUUAUCCAGUUGCUGAGCUGGGCGUUAAUCCCAUGAAGACCAUUUUAUCCCAAGGUGUUGGGCUGCCUACAGAGGACAUUGUCACACCUCCUAUUAUAGAGAACGGUGUUCCUACUGAAAGUUUUUUCCCCACUGUGGACAUCAUAGAGAACUCUUUGGAAGCUUUUACAGUUAAACCAGAAACGCAAACCUUUGUGCCUUUCAUCCCAAACUUCCUCCCAGAAGCCACUCCUGGAGCCAGUGAUGAAGCUCCAGCAAUAGCUGCGGUAGACGAAGAGUCAGCAGAUUAUGGUCUUGAGAGGGUGGCUAACGUUGUGCCACCAGUCACAAUGCUGACAACUAUAUUAGUACAUCCGCUUAACGAGGAAGAGGAAACGGAGCCAGAAUUGGAGGCGAUACAACCAACUGUACAUGACGGGGAAAGCGGGGUUACACCUGAAGAAAAACUGACUGAGGCCGAGGUGGUCCACCAGGAAAUUAUUCAAGAGCAACAGGGCGAGGAACGUCUCCAGGCUCAUAUGAAGGUGACCACUGAUGUACCUAACUGGGCUGAAUCUGGCUCGCCUCAGCCUACAGCACCAAUAACUACAGAAAUUGUUAAAAUUGCCACACGAGAUGAGGUCCCAGGCUCCAUACUUUCAUCUGAACAGGAUGUGAUCCAAGCAGAACAGGGGAUUGAACCUGACAAAGAGGAGCCUGAGAUGGCAAUUUUUCCUAUAUCAGCAACCCCAGAGAGCGGUAUGAGCCAAGGUGAUGGGGUGACACUGAGCUCAGUGGACAUUUCUGCUGAGAAAUCAGACAUUCAAGAGGAUGUAGCACACAGUAUGAAUGGGACAGAGGCGGAAGUGACAGAACCUCUUGAGGAGGACAGCGACAGCGGUAGUGGAUUCCCCUCAGAGUCUGAUGAACGGCCAUACGAGUCAACCGCAGCACCGGCAAUGAGGCAAAUUAGUACCCCUCUGAUGACAGCUUUCGAGAGAAACAAAGAGUUAGUGGUGUUCUUUAGUUUGAGGGUCACUAACAUGGCGUUUUCUGAUGGCCUGUUCAACAAGAGCUCCCCUGAGUACAAAUCAUUGGAGAAUACCUUUCUAGAGCUGACACAGCACUCUGAGCGCAGAGACUCGCCAAACCCUGGAGCUUCCAGUAAAUCUGAGCCUAGGAGACAGAAGAUCUUAGCCUCCAUACCGCUUCUACCCUAUCUACAAUCCAACUUGACUGGAUUUAAACAGCUGGAAAUCCUCAAUUUCAGGAACGGCAGUGUUGUGGUAAACAGCAAGAUGAAACUAGACAAGCCUGUGCCAUAUAAUGUCACAAAAGCUGUGCACUGUGUGCUUGAGGACUUCUGUGACGCUGCAUCUAAACGUCUAGACAUUGAGAUUGACAGCCGUUCUUUGGAUAUAGAGCCAGCUGACCAAGCAGACCCCUGUAAGUUUCUUGCCUGCAAUGAAUUCUCACAGUGUGUAGUAAACAGUUGGACAGGUGAGGCAGAGUGUCUGUGUGACCCUGGGUACAGCAUGGUGGACGGCCUGCCUUGUCAGAGCACAUGUAUCCUGCAGUCUGACUACUGCCUGAAUGGAGGCCAUUGUGAGGUUAUCCCAGGACAUGGAGCCACAUGCAGAUGCCCUGUGGGUAAUUAUUGGCACUACCAUGGAGAACACUGCAAUGAGCUGGUGUUGGUGCCCUUAGACCCUUCGGUUAUUGUAACCUGCCUUGUGGGAAGCCUCUGCCUUGUUUGUGCCAUUAUCGCCAUUUUGAUAUUCAUAAACAAGAAGUGUGUAAGGACCGGAAAGGCUGUCACUUUGGUGCACACCCUUACACCCUAUGCCUUUGAGAAUACUUUGAGAGAAAACCCAGUUUUUGAGAAUGACGAUGGACUCUUGACUCAAGUGUCCACGUUACAGUGUCCUUCGAGUUCUGGUUCUUCUCAAUCCCAGCAAUCUGAGCCAGGCACAUUUGCCUCAAUUGAAAAUAUACAUCUAAGUAUCGAGAUCCCCAGACAACUCUACACAACAAGAUCCGAAAAGUUAGUCUCUGAAAUGGUGGACUUCCAUCACUGCAUACCACACAAUGAGGUGAGGACCCAGAAAACAUGCUGUCUUCUAAGAGCAUCAGAUAAUGAAUGUUUUGAAGUAACCGUUCUCUGA
Molecule: messenger RNA, 3117 nt
Organism: Lampris incognitus (smalleye Pacific opah)
Lineage: Eukaryota; Metazoa; Chordata; Actinopteri; Lampriformes; Lampridae
Gene: impg1b
Product: interphotoreceptor matrix proteoglycan 1b
Exons: 18
Coding region: 1-3117 (1038 amino acids)
Biological process (GO): visual perception
Source: RefSeq, a predicted model, not a curated record